Molecule: messenger RNA, 417 nt
Organism: Strongylocentrotus purpuratus (purple sea urchin)
Lineage: Eukaryota; Metazoa; Echinodermata; Echinoidea; Camarodonta; Strongylocentrotidae
Exons: 1
Coding region: 1-417 (138 amino acids)
Source: RefSeq, a predicted model, not a curated record
AUGCAAGGAUGGCCAAGUUCCAGGAAUUUAGAUGAUGAAGUUCGCCCAUUUGCUCGGAAGAAAACAGAGUUGACUAUAGAAGAUGAUGUUCUUCUAUGGGGACAAAGAGUUGUCAUACCCCAGGAUCCUGAUAUGCGUACCAGGAUAGUAGAUGAGCUUCACGCUACACAUCCAGACAUAGUCAAGAUGAAAGCCCUAGCUCGAUCUUUUGUUUGGUGGCCCGGAAUAGACAGAUGCUUAGAGCAGAAGGUUCGUACGUGUUCAGUGUGCCAGGAACAUCAGAACAACCCUCAAGCAGCUCCUAUUCAUCCUUGGGAGUUCCCAGAGAGACCGUGGAUGAGAAUACACAUCGAUUACCCCUCAAUUGAGAACCAAGAUGUUCUGAUAGUCGUAGAUGCACAUUGCAAAUGGAUAUAA